AACCGCUGCUGGGGCGCUUUAGAACUCGGACACCAAGCAGACCAGCCCAACCACCUGACACCCACACAUCCCGGCAUCCCUGAGCCGCCACCCCACUCGAUGGAUCCCGCCGUGGCGUGGUUUCAGGAGGAACAGGACGGCCCAGCGAAGCGCAUCUGGCAGCAAAUCUGGGACACAUUCUCGGAAAUGGACGGGAAUGCGGCGGCGGUGAGUGCUCUGAUUGAGCGUCAGCAGUCCAAGGAGCCCCACGAGUCCAACGGCUCCACCACUGGGGCCACGCUGGAGCGCAACUACUACAAUCCGUCGCGCAGGAAAGCCGGCAGCCAGCUGGACAACAAGGCCAGCACGUACAACAUGAACAAAUUCCAUGAGAGACUCGUGGGAAAGCACGGCGGAUGCCCGUGGCGCCCCCACAAAUUCACCUACGAGCGCGGUGUCACCGGCCUCCAUCAGGAGAUUGAGCAUUUCUACUCGCACAUGAUUCCCACAUCCACCGAACACGCGCUCAGAGUUGACGUGGUGACGAAGAUUGAGUGUGUUGUGCUGAGUUUAUGGCCGACAGCACAAGUUGAGGUCUUCGGAUCAUUCCGGACGGGACUGUAUUUGCCAACAAGUGAUAUUGAUCUCGUUGUAAUUGGACGAUGGGAUAAGUUGCCGCUGAGGACGCUUGAGACAGAGUUGACGAAUCGUCGCAUUGCCGAGCCGAUGUCACUGCGUGUGCUGGACAAGGCAUCGGUGCCCAUAAUAAAGUUAACAGAUCGCGAGAGUCAGGUGAAGGUGGACAUUUCGUUCAACAUGCAGAGUGGUGUGCAAUCGGCGGAAUUGAUAAAGAGCUACAAGAGAAAGUAUCCGGUGCUGUCGAAGCUUGUGCUCGUUCUCAAGCAAUUCCUCCUGCAGCGUGACCUCAAUGAGGUGUUCACCGGUGGCAUUUCAUCCUACUCACUGAUACUCAUGUGCAUCAGCUUCCUUCAGCUGCAUCCGCGUCAGAAUAUCCGCGAGAAGGCGGACUUGGGUGUUCUUCUGCUGGAAUUUCUCGAGUUGUACGGCAGAAAGUUCAAUUACAUGAAGACUGGGAUUAGUAUUAAGAAUGGCGGGCGUUACAUACCGAAGGAGGAGCUGCAGAAGGAGAUGGUGGAUGGCCACAGACCCAGUUUGCUCUGCAUUGAGGAUCCACUGACGGCUGGCAAUGACAUUGGGAGGUCUUCAUAUGGUGCUCUUCAGGUGAAACAGGCCUUUGAGUAUGCCUACAUCGUGCUGGCACAGGCCGUUUCGCCACUCAACACAGAACUCAACGAUUGCUCGCGCAACAGCAUUCUGGGCAGGAUAAUUCGCGUGACUGACGAAGUGGUGGACUAUCGUGAGUGGGUGCAGAAGACAUUUGAGUCGCGUCUGAUGCUGUCGCAGCCGUCGUCGCCGUCGCUGCAAGUGGGCGGCGGCAAUCUGGCGAGACGGCGCGGCAGCAUUUCCAGCCUGGAGACGUCGGAGGAGAGCAUGGACAGCUACGCGGACAGCAAUUCAGCAUCGAGAGACGUGUCGCCGACAUCUGUCACGCACACGCAUCAGCAGCAGCCGUUCCUCGUGCACCAGCCGACAGUCGUGCAGGAGGAUGUGCCGACGGAGAGCACGCCGGGGAAUCUCAUGGCGAGACAGCAAAUCAUUGUACCUGCCCCAUAUCAUGUGCACGCACAGAUGCAGCGGACGUCGCAAGUGCCGCAGAACAACGGUGUCAUUAUGGAGGAGAUGCUGAGCGUACGGAGCAGUGCGUCGCCCAGUCAGCCCAACAUGCCCGUGGUGCUGCCCGUGACGAUGGUCCAGCCACCGCCGGCGGUGACGUAUCCGCAGAUGUACAUCAACAGCCGCCUCACGAACGCCCGGAGUGGCGGCGAGCUGGCGGCUCACGGCGGAUUGCCGCAGCAACUGCAGCAAGGGCAGCCGCAGUCCGGCGGUCGGCAGGUGUCCAAGCCGCGUCGCAACAGCAUCCUCACGCGAGCCGUCGCAGAAGCCGCCGCUUCCACGUCCAUGGCGAAGACUGUUGAGAACGACUCGUCGUCGAGUGGCGGCACGUAUGCGGAUAAAUCCGGCGGCAGCAGCAAUGGCAGCCAGAAGGAUCACGGUUCGCAAGUGAUGCACCACAAGGCGUCCGCGGCGGUGCAGCGCAAGAAUCCGAAGCGCAAGAAGAUGCCGGGAGAGAAGCAAAAGGAGCGCGGGUGCAGCAGCAGUGCGAGCAGCAGCAGCAGCCACCAGAGUGCCAAGGAGUCGCCCAUUGUGAGCCGAUGAUGGAGAUCGCAACACGACGGCGAGCAGAGAAGGGAAAAGAAGGCCGACCACGAUGACUAUGAGGUGAUGAUGAAGUGGCCAGGAGAUAAGCACUUUGUGGGCAUUGUCUGAUGAUUGAGUGUUCUCCGGACUUUUCUGUUUUUUGCUGUCGUGCUUGCGAUUUUACGGACGUUGUUGUGAUUGUGUUGAAGAAAGGAAAGAGAGAGCGAGAGAGUAAGGAAGAGGAGAGAAAGCUGCUGCAGUGAUGAUUAUUGUGAGAGGGCAGAAGGAAUCCUCGGAGUUUUGAUGCGUAACAACCACUGAUUAUCUGAUGAAAAUACUUUUUGAUCCACGCGCAGAGGACUUGCGGUUAGAGUUUAGAGAUGAAUUGAUAACUUAUUGAUAACACUGUGUUCGUUAGGCAUUAGAAGGGGACAAACAAGAGGGAGAAAGAGAGAGAGAGAGAGAAAAGCGUGUAAUUAUUGCGAGGAAAAGCACACGAAGAGAAGAGAAAAAAUUGUAAUAUUUACCUAUACUAGAAUAUUUCUUUUCAUUUUCUAAAAAAAAACAAAAAAAAACAAAUCAAACUAUCGUAGUGUAAAAAAACAUGAAUAAUUGUAUUUACCACUUAGUUUUAACCUCUCUUAAGGCUUCCACAGUCCACGCGCCAUAGAAUCUACUAUAAUUAUAUUUUAACCCAGGUUUAAUUUUAAGGCAAAAAUACUUGUUACGCGCUAUAUAUAUAUAUAUAUAUUUAGGUUUCUAUUCUGUACGGGUUCUGAAGGGGCGAAGAGAGAAAUAAUAAGCAAUGCAAUGGAAUGAGUGGAUUUUUGGGAGAAAAGCUCGACGAAUGAAGACACAAGAACGAGACAAUGAAAGCAAAACAAUCAUUUAAUAGGGUCGAUUAAGGGAGGAAGUAGAGAGAAAAGGGGAGAAAAAAAAUUGUAAUUGGUGUGAAACGGAUUUAAUUUUAGCGAUAAAGUUGCUCGCGGGAGUGUGAGAUUUUAAUUUAUCCACCUCUAAGUGUUGUAUAAUUUUCAAAUUAGAAGAAUGUGAGAGAGAAUUUUUUGUACUAAGAUUCCAAAUGAAUUUAUAUAUAGAGGGAGGUGGAGCUCUUUUGCUGUUGUAAAUUGUUAAAUGUUCUUUUUCUUUUGAAGUUAGAUGGCAAAUGUGAAAAGAGAGAGAGAGAGAGA
Phlebotomus argentipes is the source of this 3449-nucleotide messenger RNA. RefSeq names its product terminal nucleotidyltransferase 4A (gene Trf4-1). Gene Ontology annotation, biological process: RNA 3'-end processing. The record is from RefSeq and is a predicted model, not a curated record. Gene Ontology annotation, cellular component: TRAMP complex; nucleolus. The coding region runs from base 100 to 2277 and encodes 725 amino acids. NCBI's taxonomy places the organism in Eukaryota, Metazoa, Arthropoda, Insecta, Diptera, Psychodidae. Gene Ontology annotation, molecular function: mRNA binding; poly(A) RNA polymerase activity. The transcript is spliced from 6 exons.